UAGUAAGCAUAACAAAAAGAACCUCGUUCUCUCAGUAGUGCAAUUUUUGUAAUCAUCCUGGUUGUGUUUAUUAUUAUUUUAUUCAAUUUUUAGUCUGCCCUUACUGCAAACUGUCUCACAGCUGAUUACAUCAAAAUUUUCAAGCAACCAUUUAUGAACGAGCAGUAUUGUUUGUAUUGUUUUUUUUACUAGAUACAGUGGCCCCAAUUUAGUGGAAGUUAGGCAUGCUUAUGACUGUAAUCCUAAAAUCACUUUUCUGGGAGUAAGUCCCAUUAAAUAAAAUAGGGUUUCGUUUUUGCUCCCCUAAUUCCUUUGGAAGAAAAUGCAGUGAAAGAAGUUUGCUGUGACUUGUUUCAGUCCCACUAAUUUCAGGGAGAUUUGUGUGCCUGAUUUAUAUUUCUGUAUAUUUUAUUGGUAUACUCAGUUUUUUAUUUUUUUUUAAUCCAGAUUAGUUUAAAUUAGGAAAACAAAAAGGUGAUUAUAUCCAUUUGGAGUUUAUAUUGCACCGCUUUGCUGUCUGAAAGCAACAGUAGACAGGAAGUGUCUGAUUAACAGCAAACUGUCUCCUGGCUGCUCUCAAUCUCAGGCUCCCCAGACGCUGAGAGAGAUGAGAUGCAUCUCUACAAGCGCUACCUUGGAAGAGGCAUCCCUCCUCGGCCAAGCUCUACAGACGAAGAAUUGGACCAUCCCUCUUGUCACUCAUCUCCAAUUGGCACGCCCACCCAGCGUCCCCCUUGCCAGUGAAAGCCCGUUCCUUUUCUCCUGUUGGCUGCUCCAACUCGAAUUCCAAUUUUAAAUAAAAAUAUGUGGGGGGGGGCGGGAUUUGCAUAUUUAUCAGGCGGAGGUUGCGUCUGCACCAAUGCGGGCUGCCUCAUUAGCAUAAACACCUCGUUGUUUCGCGUAGACCUGCAGCGGGCGCUGGGAUUCGUGGAAGCGCAGUCCGUGGGUCUUGGUGCAGCCCUAGAAGGCGAAGGCUGCGAGGCAUCCUCCUGCCAAGCCGGGUCGAGGCGCCAAAUGGCUGAAGGGUUAACGUCCUAGAGGCAGCGAGCUUCGCGCAUACCGGCAGCUUGGCGGCGGCAAUGGUAGAGGCAGCACCAGCGGGGCACGUUAUUACCUGCUGGCGGAGCUGAUUGGCGAGGAGCGGCCGCCUUUCCAUGGAGCAGGCAGGCAGGAAGGGAAGCUGCUGAAGCGUCGGCUCCUCGUGCGGGGGGAUUUGGAGGCGGGGAAGGCAAGGCAAGAGGCUCGCUUUGCUGACGCCGGGCGCUGAGGUGGGAAGGGAGGCAGCCGCCAGCACAAGGACUGGGCUCGGCCGAGCGGCUCGCGAGGCAGCGGCGAAAAAGAAGGCGAAGGCUCGAGCCUCCGCCUUGAGGAGACCGCAGCUGGCCCGGCCCCGCCUGGGGCGCCCGAGCCAGCCUUUGGCCGUCUUCGCAAGCCCGGACUGCUAGCGAUGCGCUGCCUGGCUCUGCUCGGCUUCUUCGUCUGGGGCUUCCGGAGCUCGGCUGGGCCCAGCGGCGGCGCUUCGCCUCCUCCAUGCCCGGCCUCCUGCAGUUGCGAUGGGGACGGGGGAGUUGACUGUUCCGGGCGAGGGCUCACGGCCGUGCCCCAAGGACUCAGUGCCUUCACCCACUCACUGGAUAUCAGUAUGAACAAUAUCACAAGAUUGCCAGAGGAUGCAUUUAAGAAUUUUCCUUACCUUGAAGAGUUACGACUAGCUGGCAAUGACCUUGCGUUUAUUCAUCCAAAGGCCUUGUCUGGGUUGAAGGAACUCAAAGUUCUCACUCUGCAGAACAACCAGCUGAAAACUGUUCCUAAUGAUGCCAUCAGGGGACUAAGUGGGCUACAAUCCUUGCGCUUAGAUGCUAAUCACAUUACUACUGUCCCAGAAGACAGUUUUGAAGGCCUCGUUCAACUGCGCCACUUGUGGCUAGAUGAUAACAGCUUAACUGAAGUCCCGGUUGUUCCACUCAGCAACCUUCCGUCCCUGCAGGCCUUAACCUUGGCUCUCAAUAAAAUUACCAGCAUCCCUGACUUUGCAUUUACCAACCUUUCAAGCCUUGUUGUCCUUCAUCUCCAUAACAAUAAAAUAAAAACAUUGGGACAUCAUUGUUUUGAUGGCUUAAACAACCUAGAAACUUUGGAUUUAAACUAUAACAGCAUGGUAGAGUUUCCUAAAGCUAUAAAAACGCUUCCCAGCCUAAAGGAAUUGGGAUUUCACAGUAAUUACAUCUCCAUGAUCCCUGACAAUGCAUUUGUUGGAAACCCACUUCUAAGAACCAUACAUCUGUAUGAUAACCCUUUAUCCUUUGUUGGGAACUCAGCUUUUCAGAACUUAUCAGAUUUACAUUCCCUCGUCAUUCGUGGGGCUAGCAUGGUACAGUCAUUUCCUAAUUUAACAGGGACUACUAAUCUGGAGAGCCUGACUUUUACAGGCACAAAAAUAAACAGCAUCCCCAUUGAUCUAUGCCAAGUGCAAAAGAUACUUCGAACUUUGGACUUGUCUUAUAACAACAUAAAACACCUUCCAAGUUUUAAAGGCUGCAGUUCCUUGGAAGAAAUAUCUUUGCAGCAUAAUGAAAUCGAGGAAAUCAAAGAAGAUGUGUUCCAGGGUCUAACUUCUCUGCGUACCCUUGAUCUCAGCAGAAAUUUGAUCCGUCGGGUCUACAAAGCUGCAUUUACUUCACUUGGAGCUAUUACCAAUCUAGACUUAAGUGUCAAUGCGUUGACUUCAUUUCCAACUGAAGGCCUGAGUGGGUUAAACCAGCUUAAACUUGUAGGCAAUACUGAACUGAGAGAAGCCCUAGCAGCAAAGGAUUUUGUGAAACUUCGAUCGCUGUCUGUUCCAUACGCCUACCAGUGCUGUGCAUUUUGGGGUUGCGAUUCUUAUUUAAACUUUAAUACUGAAGAGUCCAACCACCAAGAUCAAGUUGCACAUGACCGUGGAGAAGCAGAUGCGGAUGACCUCAUCAAUGAUGAUAAUGAAGAACUUGGUCAGACAAUAAUACACUGUACCCCUGCAACAGGUGCUUUCAAGCCUUGUGAAUACUUACUAGGGAGCUGGAUGAUUCGUCUUACAGUCUGGUUUAUUUUUUUGGUUGCUUUAUCCUUCAACAUUCUUGUCAUGUUAACUAUAUUUGCUUCUUGCAUUUCACUGCCUUCUUCCAAACUAUUCAUAGGCUUGAUUUCCCUAUCUAACUUACUUAUGGGGAUUUAUACUGGCAUAUUGACUUUCCUGGAUGCAGUCUCAUGGGGACGGUUUGCUGAAUUUGGCAUUUGGUGGGAGACUGGCAGUGGCUGCAAAGUUGCUGGGUUUUUAGCUAUCUUCUCUUCGGAAAGUGCCAUUUUUUUCCUAAUGUUAGCUGCCAUUGAACGAAGCUUGUCUGCCCAGGAAAUAAUUAAGAUGGGUAAAAGUAAUCAUCAAAAAAAGUUUCGAAUUGCUGCCGUUUUUGCUGUCCUUUGCGCGCUGGUAGCAGGAUGUUUGCCACUUUUUCAUAAAGGAGAAUAUUCUGCAUCACCUCUCUGCUUGCCCUUUCCUACUGGUGAAACUCCCUCUUUGGGUUUCACAGUUACACUAGUACUCCUAAACUCAUUAGCCUUUUUGCUAAUGGCUGUUAUUUAUACUAAACUUUACUGCACCUUGGAGAAGGAAGAUUUGUCUGAGAACUCACAAGCCAGCAUGAUUAAACAUGUUGCUUGGCUAAUCUUCACUAACUGCAUCUUUUUCUGCCCUGUUGCAUUUUUCUCAUUUGCUCCACUCAUCACUGCAAUCUCUGUAAGUCCUGAAAUCAUGAAGUCUGUCACUCUGAUAUUUUUCCCACUGCCUGCUUGUCUGAAUCCAGUCUUGUACGUCUUCUUCAACCCCAAAUUCAAGGAAGACUGGAAAUUACUGAGGUGGCAUAUUACCAAGAAGAAUGGAACUGGAACAGCCACUGUUAAUACACAAGGUGGCUGUGGGACACAGGAUUUCUACUAUGACUGUGGCAUGUACACCCAUCUGCAGGGUAACCUUACCAUGUGUGAAUGCUGUGAAUCUCUUCUUAUAUCCAAGCCUGUACCAUGUAAGCACUUAAUAAAGUCCCACAGUUGUCCAGCUCUGACAGUAGUGCCUUGCCAAAGGCCAGAUGGCUAUUGGUCUGAUUGUGGUACCCAAUCUGCCCAUUCUGAUUAUGCAGAUGAAGAGGACUCUUUUGUAUCAGACAGUUCAGACCAAGUACAGGCCUGUGGACGUGCUUGUUUCUAUCAGAGCAGAGGCUUUCCUUUGGUUCGUUAUGCUUACAAUAUCCCAAGGAUUAAAGACUGAAAAGCUUUGUUGCAAACCAUGAGCUAAAAAAGGAGGACACUUCAUACACACUAUGCCUGUUCUGUCCUUUUAUCUGGAAGCACUUUUAUAAUCAUAUUUUGAUGUUUAUAGUAGACAAGGGAGGUGGGCAGUAAAUAGCUAUACAUUUAAAGCAAGAGCUGUUGCUCUUACUGUAAAUAAUUGGAAAACUAAAAUUUAUAACCCAGUUUUGUACUUUUUCCAAGCAAUUAUAUAUUAAUGUCUAUGUUCUUAGGCUGUAUUUUCAUAUUGUUAUCUGACUGUAAUUUACUGCUUCGGAUGUGAAAUGAAUUCAGUCCACUCUUCCAGUUAAGCACAUUACAAGAGACAGCUAUAAUUAAGAAAUUAUUUUAAAAUGUGACUUUAUAUAGUUAAAAGAAAAAUUGUUGCUAACUUUUGUAUAGCAUUUCUGACUGAAUCUCAGGACACUUUACUGCAGGGCCAAAAGAAGGGAGUACUCUUCAUAUACAACUGUGAGUCAAAUACUAGCAAAACAUGUUAUAUUUUUCAUUUUUCAAGCUGUUGCUGAAUUUGAUUGGGAUAAAAAUGUUUAUUUCAGUAAAAUAUGUAUCACCUCUCAUAAUCUAGUUCUGGUAGGUUGACAAGAUAGAGGGGAAAAGCUGAGUAUUGUUUGGAAUCCUUUGGGCUUUCGUGAGCAAACAUCAAAAUCAAGUUUACCAAACUUACAUUUGUCUGUAGUCCCAAUGUGUAUUACUCCAUUCCCUAGAUCCAUAUAGAUUUCACCACAACUGCAUUUCUGUGACUGUUGUGUACCCUGAGAGCAGUAUUGUGCAUAUGGAACUCUUGAGUAUACUGGAUCUUAGUUGCUCUCAUGAAGAAGAUGGAGAAUAUAUACACAACACAUAAUGGGGAUUCUCUUCUGCACACACAGAGCAUUUUUAACACAAAAGAUAAAUAGUUAUUCCCACUCACUGUUUCUCCCCACACCCCACACACACCCUUGAGCCCCUCUUGCAUGUUGGAGAGCCACUGAGUUUUGUAGGUUCAGUUGCAGGUUUGUUGAUGACAGCAAAAGUCAGUGGAAAAGUCAUAGAAAUCUACCUUGAGAAAUACAGUUAAUAUGCUGAAAGCUGCAAAGAUGUAGAAAGACGCUUCCUAAAGGAAAUAUAGUCUGGAGUGAAACCACAUUAUAUAGUGGUUUGGAACCAGCAAUGUGUAAGCAGAAACAUCAAUGGACUUAAUGCACUUCUACUUGUGUAAGAACUUGUGUUACACCUAGUACUUUCCUCUCUAUAUAUAUCAUAGUGCCCAGAAAUCGGUUUGCACAAGAUCUUUCACUAGGAGAAAUGCAAGAUGGGAUAUAAUACGUUUGACGCAGUGCAAACAGCUACCAUUCUUUUUCUUGCAUUUCUACUUGCACAAAGGUCUACUGCAAGUGGAAAUUUUGCACUGGAACCAACCCACAAUUUUGUAAUAGAAUAGAUCUGGGUACAAAGUUGCUUUGGAAUAAAAGGCUGGUAUGUUAAAAGAAAUGUGAAAAUCUAUAUUGCAACAUAAGAAUUUCUGCUUUCCUGCCAUUUUAUAGACUGGGCAAAUGAGCUGACUUUUAUAAAAUUUAGGGGGGGAAACAUUUGAAUUUGAUACUUGAGACCCUGAUGUGUGAUAAUUAAAUUGAUCUUUGUCAUCUCUCCUUAGUGUGAAAAUUCACAGCGUAAAGUUAUAUAUGCAUGAUCAAGCUAGAUCUUAUAUCUCUUGAAAAAAAGUAUUUUAAAUAGCAGUUCCACUGCCAUACCAGUCAUUCUAGCACCUCUUUUACAAAAAAAGAUUUAAGCUAGAUUACAGUUAGGAAAAUUUAAAUUGUAUAUAGUGUGCAUAAAAAUAAUUUUCAUACUGUAAAUUAUUUGGUAGAAUACAUGAUGGGAAAUGUGGCUUCAGUGCAUUUUGUUAAUUAAAGCUACCUCCUGAAACAUAGCAGCUGCCAGUAGCAGAUUGUUUUUAAUUGUGGUUUAUAUACUUUUUGCAUUGUAAAUAAACAUUGGUUGUACAUUGUUGUUGUAAGAAAACCCAGAAGCUUUGUAUAUCAAAAUUAUUUAGCUUGUACAAAAUAUGGGAUAUUGCAUACUGUAAUUUUUGUAAACCAAAAUAAUUCAUAGUAAAGUCAAAGGUAGUAAAAGUGAAAGAAAUGGAUCCUA
This is a messenger RNA of Eublepharis macularius, 6468 nucleotides long. It is a transcript of the gene LGR4, whose product is annotated as leucine rich repeat containing G protein-coupled receptor 4. Bases 1448 to 4297 code for a protein of 949 amino acids. NCBI's taxonomy places the organism in Eukaryota, Metazoa, Chordata, Lepidosauria, Squamata, Eublepharidae. Gene Ontology annotation, biological process: G protein-coupled receptor signaling pathway. Gene Ontology annotation, cellular component: membrane. The record is from RefSeq and is a predicted model, not a curated record. Gene Ontology annotation, molecular function: G protein-coupled receptor activity; protein-hormone receptor activity; protein binding. The transcript has 18 exons.